Messenger RNA from Fraxinus pennsylvanica, 366 nucleotides. The record is from the annotation of a GenBank genome assembly. NCBI's taxonomy places the organism in Eukaryota, Viridiplantae, Streptophyta, Magnoliopsida, Lamiales, Oleaceae.
AUGUAUUUCUCGUCUUUGAAAUAUGGAAAAACAUGGAGGGCAAGAGAACACGCACUUGAGGUGGUAAUGGACAAUCCUGAUCAAUCAUAUAGGAAGCUUCCGAUGUUCACGAAUGAGUUUAUGGAAAAGAAUCCUAGGUCUAAAACUGGCAUUGAAGUCGACACAAGUGGCCACUUUAGAUAUGCUUUCAUGGCUUUAAGGGCAUGCAUACAAGGAUGGACGAAUGUUGUGAAAUGUAUGUCGUCUGCAUUGUUUAAUCCCCUUACAACUUCUUUUGAAUUCUUAUUAGAUUUCGAAACAGGAACAUGGUUACCAUUAUCAUGGUGCCUGCAUUCAUUUUUUCGCCUCAGCUCCUCCAUCAGAUAG